Podospora pseudocomata is the source of this 324-nucleotide messenger RNA. RefSeq lists its product as uncharacterized. NCBI's taxonomy places the organism in Eukaryota, Fungi, Ascomycota, Sordariomycetes, Sordariales, Podosporaceae. Bases 1 to 324 code for a protein of 107 amino acids. The transcript has 2 exons. The record is from RefSeq and is a predicted model, not a curated record.
AUGGUCGGGUUCGUGGUGAUACUGGCAGGCGGAAUUGGAGGCGGUCUUGCUGGAGGGCUGGCGGCGAGUCAUCAACCAAGGUAUGCAAACUCCGGCUGGCAAAGCAUCACAUCGCAAUCAGAACCAACAACCACGAUACCCCCCGAAAGCACAAGUGAAACUAUGGCAACGGUAACAUCGAGUGGUGUAAUCCCAUCUAGUACAGUUCCCAGCAAUCUCAGGGUCGGUACUGUGGCUACAGACGGCGGCUGCCCAGAGCUUAACGGAACGAUAUAUACACCUCGCGAGGGUAACGGGAAGCCCUAUUCGAACGCAAUUUUAUGA